Molecule: messenger RNA, 3363 nt
Organism: Salmo salar (Atlantic salmon)
Lineage: Eukaryota; Metazoa; Chordata; Actinopteri; Salmoniformes; Salmonidae
Product: GTPase IMAP family member 7
Molecular function (GO): GTP binding
Source: RefSeq, a predicted model, not a curated record
AAAAAGGAGGAAGUCUCUUGCUGUUCUAUAACAGUCACAACCGAAAGUAGGUUAUAUGGAUAACCGAAAAACCAGACCUUAUUGUAGAUUGUUAAAUCUUUCUGUCUAAAACACAUACGUCAGAUGAAAGUGAUCCUCGGGACAUCUUAAGACGAAAGUGAUGGCUGAGUCAAGAAUGGCAGAGUCACCAGACCUUAGGAUUGUCCUGUUGGGCAAGACAGGCGUUGGGAAGAGUGCAUCAGGGAACACCAUCCUGGGAAGUAAAGCGUUUCUAUCCAAACGGAGUUUAGUCUCUGUGACAAAAGAAUGUGCAGAAGAAAUGUGCAUAAUUAAUGAUCGUAAAAUCUCUGUGGUGGACACUGUGGGUAUUUUCAGUACCAACAGCUCUGAUGGACUGAUUGAGGCAGAGUGCAAGAUGGCCAUGGAAUCUCCUGUCCCCUGUGUUUUCCUUGUGAUAAUUAAAGUGGACAGGUUCACAAAUGAAGAGAAACAAGCUGUGGAGAGAAUUGAAGACAUAGUUGGUAAAGAUGGAAUGAAAAGAAGCUGUAUCCUUUUGACGCAUGGUGACAUGGCAGAAGAGCUGACAGUGGAUGAAAUGAUUCGAGAAGAAGGAGCUGAAGACUUCCGUGAAGCAGUGAUGAAAUUUCAGGGGAGGUGCCAUCUGUUCAACAAUAAGAUUGAGAGUCGUGAUCAGGUUUACAAACUUCUGACCAAACUAGAAGCACUCCAAAAGACUGCUUCCAACAUGAAUUCAGAAAACACCACGGAAAGCUCACCUGAGAGAAGAAUUGUGUUGCUGGGCAGAAGUGGAGUUGGGAAGAGUGCAUCGGGGAACACCAUUUUGGGUCUGAGAAGAUCAGAGCAGUUCAGGUCUGACUGUAGCUUUAACUCAGUAACAGAAAACAGUGAGGCCAAAUCAGCACUAGUGGCAGGAAGGGAAGUCAAGGUGAUAGACACACCUGGCCUCUCCAAGGGGAAACGCACUCCUCAGCAUGUGUUUAAUGAGAUGAUGAAGAGUUGCCUGCUCGCUGAAGAGGGGCUGCAUGCUUUUGUCUUAGUGGUUGAGCUGGGCAGGUUUGAAAAGAACGAUGAUGAGAUAAUUUACUUACUCAAAAAGGCAUUUGGUAAGGAGGCUUUGAAAUAUGCAGUGGUUCUUUUCACACAUGGUGAUAAACUCAGCAGCCAAAACAUUGAACAAAAUAUACAGGAAAACAAGGAUCUUAAAACUCUUGUGGAAAUGUGUGGUGGCAGAUACUGUAUCUUCAACAACAAAUCCAGGAACAACGAACGGCAGGUUAGGGAGUUGUUUACGAAGGUAGAUGAAAUGGUACAAGUCAAUGGUGGCACAGCCUAUGUUGGUGAGAUUGUCGGCAAAGCGCGCGCUAUCAUGCGAGAACUAAAAGAUAACGAUACAAAUUACAGCGAUAGGCUGAGAACUGCCUGGGAACUCUUAUGCGACUUGGUGGACUUCAUCUGGGAAGUAAUUAGCGAAUCUUUUACAAGUUUUUUGACAAAAGUACGCAAACUUCCUCACAAACCUGCCCACAAUUACAGCCAUCUUUCACAACCACUCUAAUUUACUGGUCAUUUUAAACAUCUGGAAACAUUUACAGACAAUUGAGAAUAAUAUUUUAAAUAUUAUUUUCGAGGUGCCCAUGUUGUUGAUACUUGUUAUUAGUGGAUAGAACAUCCACUAAGUUACUUAUAAUAAUCUUCAAUAAGAAUUGUACAAAUUUCUCAAGCAAGCGUUUUGCUGCAGGACUAGACUAUCGGGGCAGUUGUAAUCGGAGGGAUUAGAUGAGAAGGAUGCAACUGAACAAACGAUCACACGCUAAUGUGUAAGGAUGAAUGACGUCACACAUCCGUCAAAUAAUCUGUCUCAUUUAACAGAGUGCCAAGGUGUUUUUCGUCUCAUUUUGUAGUUCACAGAAUCCAGAUGUGUUUUACUUUUUUUUAAUUGUGUUUGGUUUGUCUUUUAUCGUUCGAAUUAUACUGAACAAAUAUAUAAACGCAACAUGUAAAGUGUUGGUCUCAUGUUUCAAGAGCUCAAAUAAAAGAUCCCAGAAAUGGUCCGUACACACAAAAAGCUUAUUGCUCUAAAAUGCACAAAUUAGUUUGCAUCCCUGUUAGUGAGCAUUUCUCCAGCCUAAGGCUGGCCAUCGUUCAUAAAUAUACACACACCAAAUAAAUAACGGCCCAUUUUAAUGUCAGGUAAAAGUGUUAUUGUAACUAUUGUAAAACAAAUGUCCUGUACAGAUGGGAAAUUGUUUUUGUAUUCACUGUCCAGUAAAGGCUCAAAUAGCCUCUGCUCUCUCCUUUACAGUUCUGAGAAUAUGCAGAACUUGUCUGGGAAGCCUUUCGUUUGUCCUGGGAUAAUGUUUUGAACUCCUAUUUUCAUUUAACCUUUAUUUUGACAGGGAGUCAUGCUGAGACCAAGGUCUCCCUUACAGAGGAGCCCUGUAUACACCUCAAUACUCACCUCAAUACUCACCUCAAUACUCACCUCAAUACUCACCUCAAUACUCACCUCAAUACUCACCUCAAUACUCACCUCAAUACUCACCUCAAUACUCACCUCAAUACACACCUCAAUACACACCUCAAUAUUCACCUCAAUUCUAAAUUCAAUAUUCACCUCGAUACUCACCUCGAUACUCACCUCGAUACUCACCUCAAUUCUAAAUUCAAUAUUCACCUCGAUACUCACCUCAAUACUCACCUCAAUACUCACCUCAAUAUACACCUCAAUACUCACCUCAAUACUCACCUCAAUACACACCUCAAUACACACCUCGAUACACACCUCGAUAUUCACCUCGAUACUCACCUCGAUACUCACCUCGAUACUCACCUCAAUUCUAAAUUCAAUAUUCACCUCGAUACUCACCUCAAUACUCACCUCAAAUCUCACCUCAAUACUCACCUCAAUUCUAAAUUCAAUACUCACCUCAAUACUCACAGUGAAACACGAAAAGCAAAACACAAUCAUAGAAAACAAACACAUGCUUCAGUAAAAAGGUGGUUGAUAUAUUUGAGUUGUAUAUGAUCACAAUUGGCCCAGCGUCGUCCUGGUUUGGCCGGGGUAGGCCGUCGUUGUAAAUAAGAAUUUGUUCUGAACUGACUUGCCGAGUUAAAUAUAGGUUAAAUAAAGGUUAAAUAAAAUAAACAUUUAAACUUUAAGAAUAUUAUGAGAUUUUUUUUGUUCAGUUUCUAAUUUGUUUAUGUAUGUAGGCCUUAUUUUAUAAUUUUUAUCUUUCUAAAUGUAAUUUACUGUAUCUCACUGUUUCUUGCAUUUUUAAAUACAUUAUAUUACAUGUUAAACAGCAAAAGGUUUAUGAAAUAAUAAAAUACCUCUUUCUCUCA